Culicoides brevitarsis is the source of this 1329-nucleotide messenger RNA. RefSeq names its product tubulin beta chain-like. Bases 1 to 1329 code for a protein of 442 amino acids. Lineage: Eukaryota; Metazoa; Arthropoda; Insecta; Diptera; Ceratopogonidae. Gene Ontology annotation, molecular function: GTP binding; GTPase activity; structural constituent of cytoskeleton. The record is from RefSeq and is a predicted model, not a curated record. Gene Ontology annotation, cellular component: cytoplasm; microtubule. The transcript has 2 exons. Gene Ontology annotation, biological process: microtubule cytoskeleton organization; mitotic cell cycle.
AUGCGUGAAAUCGUUCAUAUCCAAGCAGGUCAAUGCGGCAACCAAAUCGGGGCAAAAUUCUGGGAAGUCAUCUCCGAUGAGCAUUGUAUCGACGCCACGGGCUGUUAUUACGGCGAUUGCGAUUUACAAAUCGAGCGAAUUAAUGUUUAUUACAACGAAGCAACUGGCGGGAAAUAUGUGCCGCGUUCCGUGAUGGUCGAUCUCGAGCCAGGUACGAUGGAUAGCGUUCGCGCCGGACCAUUUGGGCAAAUUUUCCGCCCCGAUAAUUUCGUGUUUGGUCAAUCGGGUGCCGGAAACAAUUGGGCAAAGGGUCAUUACACGGAGGGCGCUGAACUCGUCGAUUCCGUGCUCGAUGUUUGUCGCAAAGAAGCCGAGGGAUGCGAUUGUUUGCAAGGAUUUCAAAUCACGCAUUCGUUGGGCGGCGGAACAGGCUCCGGCAUGGGUACGUUACUCAUCUCGAAACUCCGGGAGGAAUAUCCGGAUCGCAUCAUGAACACUUUUUCGAUUGUUCCGUCGCCAAAAGUCUCGGAUACGGUCGUUGAGCCGUACAACGCGACACUUUCCGUGCAUCAGUUGGUUGAAAAUACCGAUCAAACUUAUUGCAUCGACAACGAGGCACUUUAUGACAUUUGUUUCCGCACGCUGAAACUCACGACGCCCACUUAUGGUGACUUGAAUCAUUUGGUUUCGGCAACAAUGUCGGGAAUUACGACUUGUUUGCGUUUCCCCGGGCAAUUAAAUGCGGAUUUACGGAAGUUGGGCGUAAAUAUGGUGCCUUUUCCGCGUCUUCAUUUCUUUAUGCCGGGCUUUGCGCCGUUAACUUCGCGCGGAUCGCAGCAAUAUCGAAGCUUGACAGUGCCGGAAUUGACGCAGCAAAUGUUUGAUGCGAAAAAUAUGAUGGCAGCGUGUGAUCCGAGGCAUGGAAAGUAUCUUACGGUUGCUGCAAUUUUCAGAGGACGAAUGUCGAUGAAGGAAGUUGACGAGCAAAUGUUGAAUGUGCAAAAUAAGAAUAGCAGUUACUUUAUUGAAUGGAUUCCGAAUAACGUGAAAGUUGCUGUUUGCGACAUUCCUCCUCGUGGUUUAAAAAUGGCAGGAACUUUCAUCGGAAACACAACAGCAAUUCAGGAGCUUUUCAAGAGAAUUUCUGAGCAAUUUACUGCCAUGUUUCGUCGCAAAGCCUUCUUGCAUUGGUACACAGGCGAGGGAAUGGAUGAAAUGGAAUUCACUGAAGCUGAGAGCAACAUGAACGAUUUGGUCUCGGAGUAUCAGCAAUAUCAAGAAGCAACUGCUGACGAGGAUAUUGAAGACGAGGGAGAAGAAGAGAACUAA